Molecule: messenger RNA, 675 nt
Organism: Vicia faba (fava bean)
Lineage: Eukaryota; Viridiplantae; Streptophyta; Magnoliopsida; Fabales; Fabaceae
Source: the annotation of a GenBank genome assembly
AUGGUUUCAAGUUUUACUAUUAGAACUUUAGUUGUUGGUGCUCUCACUGCUCCCUUACAAUUGCACCAUCACCACGCCAGAAAAAACUACCCAAAGAUGCUCCUGACUGAUCGAAAGAGGGGGACAAUUUUGAUUUUCUUGGUUAAUAGUCCAAAGGUUAUUGUAUUUUUUAAGUUUGUUGGUGCAUCAAACAUAUGCAGAACAACCGACAAAAACUUUGAAAUGAUUGAUGUUGUUGUUGAAGAGGUUGGACAAGAUAAUGUUGUUCAGGUCGUGACAGAUAAUUCGAUAAACUACAAGGCCUACGGUGAUAUAUUGAUGCGAAAGAAGAGCACAAUAUGUUCGACACCUUGUGUCACGCACUGUGUUGAUUUGAUGCUUGAAUAUUUGGAGAAAAAUAUAUUAGUUCAUGAAGAUACAAUUCCAAAGGAUUUGGGGAGGUCAGGCGCUACUCGAUUUGUCACAUCUUACCUUACUUUAGGGUGCUUGUAUGAGAACAAGAAAGAUUUGAUAAGAAUGUUCACUUCCAAAGAAUGGAAGUCGAGAAAAUGUUCAAAGUUAAGAGAUGGGAAAACCAUUGUAGAUGUGGUUUUGGACAAAAAAAAUUGGAAGAAUAUCGUUAUUUGUUUGAGGGGUGUGUCACCUCUCAUUAAAGUGCUUCGUUUAGUUGAUUGA